Messenger RNA from [Torrubiella] hemipterigena, 1023 nucleotides. The record is from the annotation of a GenBank genome assembly. NCBI's taxonomy places the organism in Eukaryota, Fungi, Ascomycota, Sordariomycetes, Hypocreales, Clavicipitaceae.
AUGGAGACGGCAUUAAAAUCAUGGGAAUUGGACAAUAACGUCGAGCUUGUCGACCCGAAACGAGACGCCCUCUACAGCUACGAUGUCGAAGCCCGCAACGCAAGCAUGGCUGCCCGCCCCUGGGCCCGCGACCCCAACUACUUCAAGCACGUCCGCAUCUCCGCCGUCGCCCUCAUCAAGAUGACCAUGCACGCACGCUCGGGCGGCAUCCUCGAAGUCAUGGGCCUCAUGCAGGGCUACACCGACGGCGAUACCUUUGUUGUGACGGAUGCUUUCCGCCUCCCCGUCGAGGGCACAGAGACCCGCGUCAACGCCCAAAACGAUGCAAACGAAUACCUCAUCGAGUACCUCGACCUCUGCCGCGCACAGGGCCGCCAGGAAAACGUCGUCGGUUGGUACCACAGCCAUCCCGGCUACGGAUGCUGGCUUUCUGGCAUCGAUGUCGACACGCAGGCCAUGCAACAGCAAUUCCAGGACCCUUUCCUGGCCGUUGUGGUGGACCCUGACAGGACGAUCUCUGCUGGCAAGGUCGACAUUGGCGCGUUCCGAACAUAUCCUGCUGAUUACAACGCCGACGGUGCCGGCACUGCCGACGAUGGGUUCCAGGCGGUCCCUCUCGACAAGGCGGCCGAGUUUGGCGCUCAUGCAAACAGGUACUAUAGCGUCGAAGUGUCACAUUUCAAGUCGACGCUUGAUACGCAUCUGCUGGAGCAGCUCUGGCACAAGUACUGGGUACAGACGCUGAGUCAGAGCCCCUUGCUUACGGGUCGCGAGUAUAGCACCAAGCAGCUGCGCGAUCUGGGACUCAAGGUGAAUGAGGCGUCGGGUAUGCUGGGCAGACGAGGUGGCGGCGGCCUGGGUGGUGCUGGUGGACAGUCGGUUGUUCCGGGAGGCAAGCAGGGCGAGAAUGCGAUUGCCAAGGUUGUUCGUGAGGCCGAGACGAUUGCGAGCAAAGAGCGCAUGGGUCUGAUUUCGGGCGAGGUCAAGGCUAAGCUGUUCAAUGGGCUUGGUAAGGCGGAAUAA